Molecule: messenger RNA, 3560 nt
Organism: Cercocebus atys (sooty mangabey)
Lineage: Eukaryota; Metazoa; Chordata; Mammalia; Primates; Cercopithecidae
Product: zinc finger protein 761-like
Exons: 1
Source: RefSeq, a predicted model, not a curated record
UUUGAAACCUUUUGGUGUUUAUGUUUUGUAGAUAUCUCUUCCAAAUGCAAGAUGAAGGAGUUCUUGUCAACAGCGCAAAGCAAUAGAGAAGUGUUCCACACAGGGACAUUGCAAAGACAUGAAAGUCAUCAAAUUGGAGAUUAUUGCUUCCAGGAUGUUGAUAAAGAUAUUCAUGACUUAGAGUUUCAGUGGCAAGAAGAUGAAAGAAAUGGCCAUGAAGCACCCAUGACAAAAAUCAAAAAGUUGACAGGUAGUACAGACCAAUAUGAUCAAAGACAUGCUGGAAACAAGCCUAUUAAAGAUCAGCUUGGAUUAAGCUUUCAUUCACAUUUGCCUGAACUACACAUAUUUCACACCGAAGAGAAAAUUGAUAAUCAACUUGAGAGGUCUGUCAAUGAUGCUUCCUCAGUUUCAACAACCCAAAGAAAUUGUUGUAGGCCCAAAACCCAUAUAUCUAAUAACUAUGGGAAUAAUUUCCAGAAUUCUUCAUUAUUUACACAGAAACAGGAAGUACAUAUGAGAGAAAAAUCUUUCCAAUGUAAUGAGAGUGGCAAAGCCUUUAGUAAUAGAUCACUCUUAAGGAAACAUCAGAUAAUCCAUUUAGGACAGAAACAAUAUAAAUGUGAUAUAUGUGGCAAGCUCUUUAAUCAGAAACAAUACCUUGUAGACCAUCGUAGAUGUCACACUGGCGAGAAACGUUACAGUUGUAAUGAGUGUGGCAAGACCUUCAGUCAGACGUCAUCCCUUACAUACCAUCGUAGACUUCAUACUGGAGAGAAACCUUACAAUUGUGAAGAAUGUGACAAAGCUUUCCAUUUCAAAUCAAACCUUGAAAGACAUAGGAGAAUUCAUACUGAAGAGAAACCAUAUGAGUGUAAUGAGUGUGGCAAGACAUUUAGGCAGAAGUCAAUCCUUACAUGCCAUCGUAGACUUCAUACUAAAGAGAAACCAUACAAGUGUAAUGAGUGUGGCAAGACAUUUAGGCAGAAGUCAUCCCUUACAUGCCAUCGUAGACUUCAUACUGGAGAGAAACCUUAUAAGUGUAAUGAGUGUGGCAAGAACUUUAGGCACAAGUCAUCUCUUACAUGCCAUCGUAGACUUCAUACUGGAGAGAAACCUUACAAAUGUGAAGAAUGUGACAGAGCUUACAGUUUCAAAUCAAACCUUGAAAUACAUCAGAAACUUCAUACUGAAGACAAUCCUUACAAGUGUAAUGAGUGUGGCAAGACCUUUAGCCGAACGUCAUCCCUUACAUGCCAUCGUAGACGUCAUACUGGAGAGAAACCUUACAAAUGUGAAGAAUGUGACAAAGCAUUCCGUUUCAAAUCAAAUCUUGAAAGACAUAGGAGAAUUCAUACUGGAGAGAAACCAUACAAGUGUAAUGAGUGUGGCAAGACCUUUAGUCGGAAGUCAUACCUUACAUGCCAUCGUAGACUUCAUACUGGAGAGAAACCCUACAAGUGUAAUGAGUGUGGCAAGACAUUUAGUCACAAGUCAUCCCUCACAUGCCAUCGUAGACUUCAUUCUGCAGAGAAACCUUACAAGUGUAAUGAGUGCGGCAAGACCUUCAAUCAGCAGUUAACUCUUAGACACCAUCGUAGACUUCAUACUGGAGAGAAACCUUACAAAUGUGAAGAAUGUGACAAAGCUUACAGUUUCAAAUCAAACCUUGAAAUCCAACAGAAAAUUCAUACUGAAGAGAAUCCUUACAAGUGUAAUGAAUGUGGCAAGACCUUCAGCCGGACGUCAUCCCUUACAUGCCAUCGUAGACUUCAUACUGGAGAGAAACCUUACAAAUGUGAAGAAUGUGACAAAGCUUUCCGUGUGAAAUCAAACCUUGAAGGACAUAGGAGAAUUCAUACUGGAGAGAAACCAUACAAGUGUAAUGAGUGUGGCAAGACUUUUAGUCGGAAGUCAUAUUUUACAUGCCAUCAUAGACUUCAUACUGGAGAGAAACCUUACAAGUGUAAUGAAUGUGACAAGACCUUUAGUCAGAAGUCAUCCCUUAUAUGCCAUCGUAGACUUCAUACUGGAGAGAAACCUUACAAGUGUAAUGAGUGUGGCAAGACAUUUAGUCAGAAGUCAAACCUUACAUGCCAUCGUAGACUUCACACUGGAGAGAAACCUUACAAAUGUAAUGAGUGUGGCAAGAACUUUAGUCAGAAGUCAUACCUUACAUGCCAUCGUAGACUUCAUACUGGAGAAAAACCUUACAAGUGUAAUGAAUGUGGUGAGGUUUUUAAUCAACAAGCACACCUUGCAGGUCAUCAUAGAAUUCACACUGGAGAGAAGACUUAGAAAUGUGAAGUAUGUGACAAAGUUUACAGUCACAAAUCAAGCCUUGAAAGACAGGAGAAUUCAUACUGUAGAGAAAGCUUACAAAUGUGAAGAAUGUCACAAAGUUUUCAGUUGCACAUCAAACCUUGAAAGACAUAGGAGAAUUCCUACUGGAGAAAAACCAUAAAUAUGUAAGAGUUUGUGACAAGGCUUUCAGGCGUGAUUGGCACCUGGCACAGCAUCCUAGAAUUCACACUGGAGAGAAGCCUUACAAGUGUAAUGAGUGUGACAGAGUCUUUAGUGGGCAGUCAACACUUGUUUACCAUCAGGCACUUCGUGGUGUAGAGAAACUUUACUGAUGUAAUGAUUGUCAUAAAGUCUUCAGUAAUGCUACAACCAUUGUGAAUCAUUGGAGAAUCCAUAAUGAAGAGAGAUCAUACUAGUGUAAUAAAUUUGGCAGAUUUUUCAGAUGUUGUUCAUACCUUGCAGUUCAUCGGUGAACUCAUGCUGGAGAGAAACCUUACAAAUGUCAUGAUUGUGGCAAGGUCUUCAGUCAAGCUUCAUCCUAUGCAAAACAUAGGAUAAUUCAUACAGGAGAGAAACCUCACAAGUUUGAUGAUUGUGGCAAAGCCUUUACUUCACACCUCAUUAGACAUCAGAGAAUGCAUACUAGACAGAAAUCUUACAAAUGUCAUCACGGUGCCAAGGUCUUCAGUCUGAGUUCACUCCUUGCAGAAUAUCAGAAAAUUCAUUUUGGAGGUAGUUGAUCCAAAUGCAAUGAGUAGAGCAAACAAUCAAGCAUUAAUUGACAUUAGAGUCAAUUCAGCGUUGACUUGAGUUUGAGUUGACUUAACGUUGAGUUCAAGCAUUAAUUGACAUUGAAUUGUUUAUGUUAAGAAGAUUGGGCCAGGCACAGUGGCUCACACCUGUAAUCCGAGCGCUUUGGGAGGCCAAGGUGGGUACAUCACUUGAGGUCAGGAGUUUGAGAUCAGCCUGGCCAACAGAUGUGAGCCAUUUUCCCUGUGUGUUUUUCAUUUCUUUAACAAAAACUGAUAGGGAUUUUUAUGGGUAUUGUGUUGAAUCUAAAUCACAUUGGGUUAUAUAAUCAUUUAACAAUAUUUUUCCAAACCAUCAAUAUGAGUUGUUAGCUCUAUGUUUUUAAUCAUUUCAAUCAAUGUUUGUAGAUGUCAAGGUACAAAUUUCUGACCUUUUUAUGUUUGUUUGUUUGUUUUGAGACGGAGUCUUGCUCUGUCACCCGGGCUGGAGUGCAGUGGCCGGAUCUC